This is a messenger RNA of Hyaloperonospora brassicae, 1605 nucleotides long. The record is from the annotation of a GenBank genome assembly. Lineage: Eukaryota; Oomycota; Peronosporomycetes; Peronosporales; Peronosporaceae.
AUGGCACCACAGGAGACCACGACCGCUGCGCUGGGCUUGGGACAGCUCGGCAUUGUCAACGACUGCAAAGUGUUUCACAACCUCACGUACGAGCAGCUCGCGGAGCACGAACAGCGCUUCAAAGAGGGCUCGUUCGUGGCCAAUGGCACGUUUGCAGUCGACACGGGCAAGUUCACGGGCCGCUCGCCCAAGGACAAGUUCAUUGUGAAGCAAGCGCCGUCGCAGGACAAUGUGUGGUGGGGCGCGAUCAACCAGCCGACGACGGCCGACGUGUUUGACGCACUGUACGAGAAAGCGGUGCAGCACUUCAGCUCAGUGGACCGCAUGUACGUGUUCGACGGCCACUGCGGCGUGAGCGAGCAGUCUCGUCUCAACGUGCGCAUUGUGACGGAGCUCGCGUGGCAGCACCACUUUGUCACCAACAUGUUCAUCCGACCGGACGUCUCGAGCGUAGCGAAGGGCUUUGCGGCCGACUUUACGGUCAUUAACGCGUGCAACAUCGUGGACGACGACUGGAAGGCGCACGGCCUGCACUCGGAGGUGUUUGUGCUCUUCAACAUUGAGAAGCACAUGGCCAUUAUCGGCGGCACGUUCUACGGCGGCGAGAUGAAGAAGGGCAUCUUCAGUAUGAUGAACUACUACCUGCCGCUCCAAGGCGUCAUGGCCAUGCACGCGUCGGCCAACAUUGGCAAAGCAGGCGACACGGCGCUGUUCUUUGGCCUGUCUGGCACGGGCAAGACGACGCUGUCGGCCGACCCGAAGCGCGAGCUCAUUGGCGACGACGAGCACGGCUGGGACGACCACGGCGUGUUCAACUUCGAGGGCGGCUGCUACGCCAAGACGAUCGACUUGAGCGAGGCGACGGAGCCGGACAUUUUCAACGCCAUUCGACCGAACGCGAUGCUGGAGAACGUGUGGAUCGACACUGUCAGCCACGCGCCCGACUACUUCAACUCGAGCAAGACGGAGAACGGCCGCGUGUCGUACCCGAUCUACCACAUCCCGCACCACGAGCCCAACUCGCGCGGCGGCCACCCGACCGCCGUCAUCUUCCUCACGUGCGACGCGUACGGCGUACUGCCGCCCGUGUCGAAGCUGUCGGCCGGCCAGGCCCAGUACCACUUUCUAUCGGGCUACACGGCCAAAGUGGCGGGCACCGAGCGCGGCGUCACGGAGCCACAGGCCACGUUUUCCACGUGCUUUGGCGCGGCGUUCAUGACGCUGCACCCGACCAAGUACGCCGACCUGCUCAAGAAGAAGCUGCAGCAGCACCAGACGCCCGUGUACUUGAUCAACACUGGCUGGACGGGCGGCGUGUAUGGCGUGGGGAAGCGCAUGAAGCUGCCGGUCACGCGCAAGUGCGUCGAGGCAGUGCUGGACGGCCGGAUCGAGGACGCGUCGUUUGUGACGGACUCACUCUUUGGCUUUGCGGUGCCGACGCGAGUGGAGGGCGUACCGUCCGCGAUGCUGAGCCCGAGGGAGUCGUGGGCGAACAAGGCGGCGUUCGACGAGACGGCGCUCAAGCUGGCGAGGGCCUUCCAGGACAACUUCAAGCAGUUUAUCCUGCCGGAAAACGACCUGUCGGUGUACGGUCCGAACGUGUGA